Molecule: messenger RNA, 492 nt
Organism: Colletotrichum lupini
Lineage: Eukaryota; Fungi; Ascomycota; Sordariomycetes; Glomerellales; Glomerellaceae
Exons: 2
Coding region: 1-492 (163 amino acids)
Source: RefSeq, a predicted model, not a curated record
AUGGCGUGGGCUGUGAAAAUUGGCAUCUGGAUCUUUCAUAGCAUUGAUUUACUUCCUACAAUACAAUCACAUAGAUUUCAAGCGAGGCAAUUUCCAUCACCCUGCCCAGACUGCCCGGAAGCAUUUUACAUCCAAAGUAAGAUUGUAAACAGUUCUUAUUCCCAAUAUUCGAAUACGAUGAAACGUGCAAUCAUUGCCUCUUCCGUUGAUGCCUCCCUUCCCAGCCAACAAUCUUUCUGGUCCCUGAAUUUUGGAGCUGUCUCCUUUUCUGCGCAGUCGAUAACCCACCCCUCCAUCCACCCCCAUGGGCACGCAGCUACGGUAGGCGAGGGCAGGACGGGGGUCUUCUCCGUUAGUGCAUCCGUCAAGAUGCUACUUGGUCUAUCGUCGCCCUUUAAUCUUGCUAAGCAAGAAAGACAAGGUAAGGGUCCGUGUUCUCCUGGAGCGAGAUCACCCAAUUCUGGGCACCAAGACGAGACUCCCAAGUUCUAG